AUGCCUGAGUAUCUCCACCAAAUUCACCUGGAAGGAAAAUUCCCUUAUGUCAUUAUGUCUAAUGAAGCACUGAGUCUUAAACAUGAGAGCAGAAUAUAUGGAACAGGCAUCGGGAACAGCGACCCUGAGCGAGCAGGCACUGGUGUGCCCACCUCGGGGUACUGUCUCUGCAGCAGUAGCCCAAAUGCUAAUGUUUUCAAGAAAAAAGGGGGGAAAACAAGAAUCUUAGAAACAAAGUUUUGUAUCAAGGGGAGGAAAGGAACAGAAAACAUCCUGGCUUCUACAGAAAUAAAUGACAGCGAGGGUCACCCAAGCAGCAGCCACCAAACCUUGAAAGGAACCUCAAAAUGGGCUACAUCACUGGAGAACCUCCUCGAAGAUCCAGAAGGAGUGAAAAGAUUUAGGGAAUUUUUGAAGAAAGAAUUUAGUGAAGAAAACGUUUUGUUCUGGCUAGCAUGUGAAGAAUUUAAGAAAACACAGGGCAAAAAACAGAUGCAAGAAAAAGCUAAAGAAAUUUACAUGACUUUCCUGUCCAGUAAAGCUUCCUCCCAAGUCAAUGUUGAAGGACAGUCCCGUUUGAAUGAGACCAUUUUGGAGACACCUCACCCUCUCAUGUUUCAGAAGCUCCAGGACCAGAUAUUCAAUCUCAUGAAAUAUGACAGCUACAGCCGCUUCUGAAAGUCAGACGUAUUCCUAAAUCAUAAGAAGUCUGAGGAGCAAGAGGAGAAUUCACCAGAGGCUCAGACUGCAGCUAAAAGAGCAUCAAGAAUUUACAACACAUGAUAGAAUGAAUCUCUUCAGGAGAGGCAAUACAAUAACUAAAUUACACUCAGGAACAGUCUAGGUUUAUAG
This is a messenger RNA of Aptenodytes forsteri (emperor penguin), 852 nucleotides long. RefSeq names its product regulator of G-protein signaling 10 (gene RGS10). The record is from RefSeq and is a predicted model, not a curated record. NCBI's taxonomy places the organism in Eukaryota, Metazoa, Chordata, Aves, Sphenisciformes, Spheniscidae. The transcript has 5 exons. Gene Ontology annotation, molecular function: GTPase activator activity; G-protein alpha-subunit binding. Gene Ontology annotation, biological process: regulation of G protein-coupled receptor signaling pathway.